Molecule: messenger RNA, 2968 nt
Organism: Neogale vison (American mink)
Lineage: Eukaryota; Metazoa; Chordata; Mammalia; Carnivora; Mustelidae
Gene: PSMF1
Product: proteasome inhibitor subunit 1
Exons: 8
Coding region: 31-846 (271 amino acids)
Biological process (GO): proteasome-mediated ubiquitin-dependent protein catabolic process
Molecular function (GO): proteasome binding; endopeptidase inhibitor activity
Source: RefSeq, a predicted model, not a curated record
GUCUCCAUUUUGGCCGAGCCUGGGGUGCCCAUGGCGGGCUUGGAGGUACUGUACGCGUCGGCGGCUCCGGCCAUCACCUGCGCGCAGGACGCGCUCAUCUGCUUUCUGCACUGGGAAGUGGUGACGCACGGCUACUACGCCUUGGGUGUCGGCGACCAGCCAGGUCCCAAUGAUAAGAAGUCAGAACUGCUGCCGGCCGAAUGGAAUAGCAGUAAAGACCUGUAUGUCCUCCGGUAUGAGUCUAAGGAUGGGUCCAGACAGCUCCUUGUGAAGGCUGUCACUGUGGAGAACAGCAUGAUCAUCAAUGUGCUGGAAAGUGGGUCACAGCAGGUAUCAGAUUUGACCCUGAAUUUGGAUGAUUAUAUCGAUUCAGAACACCUGGCUGACUUCCACAGGACCUACAAGAACAGUGAGGAACUUCGGUCUCGCAUUGUGUCUGGAAUCAUCACACCUAUCCAUGAGCACUGGGACAAGGCUAGUGUUAGCAGUCUCCCCCGGGAGUUUCCGCCUGCCACUGCCAGAGAGGUGGACCCGCUCCGGAUUCACCCACAGCAUCCACACACGAGCCGGCAGCCUCCCUGGUGUGAUCCCCUGGGCCCGUUUGCUGUCGGGGGAGAGGACCUGGACCCCUUCGGGUGUCGGAGAGGUGGCAUGAUUGUGGAUCCCCUGAGAACUGGCUUCCCAAGAGCACUCAUUGACCCAUCCUCGGGCCUCCCAAACCGUCUUCCUCCAGGCGCUGUGCCCCCAGGAGCACGCUUUGACCCCUUUGGACCCAUUGGGACCAGUCCAUCUGGACCCAACCCAGACCAUCUCCCCCCGCCGGGCUUCGAUGACAUGUACCUGUGAAGGCCUCAAGAAUGUAACAUCCCAGCCUUCCCUCCACUGUCCUGGAGCUGCCACCGCCGCCCCAUCAGCAAUUGUGUUCUUGAGGGCUGGGGGCGAGGGACUCUGCCCAUGUGUUUGCGGGCCAGCUGGGAUUGCCUCCCCACCCCUUGUCAGAACCAAGGCACCUGCUGCAGCUCUCCACCAAGCUGCAUAUAGGUCCCAAAGAGAAACCAAUGUGUGCGUCUCUCUCCCCACCAGCUCCCCCUCACUUCUCAAGAGAGACUCCGGCAACAUCUGCCCUCAGCCCGAUGCAGUCCCAGCUGCAGCGCUAUAAGAACAGAACACAUUUUGGAUGUUAUUAUAAGAACCAAAUGUCAAUACAAAAAUCAUGUUGCCAGUCUCCCACUGUUCUUUACUGCCCAGCUCUUUCCAUUUCUGAGACUUUAGAGUUUAAAUCAUUGUGGGGCUAAAUGACUCUUCUCCUACCCAGGGCCUGUUCUUGUUUCUUAGGCCCCAUCCCUUCAUAAAUUGCUUUCUGGUUCCUGACGUCACUCAGGUGGGUCCCAGUGUGGCUGCAAGGCCGAAAAUGAGGGAUUGAAAACCCCAUAGGGCCACAAGGAUGACUUUCACAAGGGCAGGCAUAUUGCAAAAAGCCUGCGUCAUUCCGAGAAGGGACCUAGUUCCGCCUGUGUGCGUCCUCAGUCCUUCUGUACCUAGAUAGUGGAAGCCUUGAAGCAGAAUAAACAGACCUGAAGGCUGAUCUCAUUUCUGCAGCUAACUUACUGAGUUGACCCUAAGGGCUUUCCCCUUGCGGGGCCUUCUUGUUGUCUAUGAAAUGUGAGGGGACCCUUUGUACUCUAAAACAUUCUGGUGUCUGCUUCUGUGUGUGGCCACCUCUAGGAAUGGGGGCAAAGGAAGGAAUGAAAUUUCAAGGCUCUGUGUGGUACUUACCUACAGAGUAAUUCUGUGCCCCUCGGGGCCCGGCCAAGAAGAGCCAAGGAGCAUGGGCUCUGAGUAUGGUAUUGAACUCUGGCAAGAGCAGGGAGCCCAGCCUCUGGAAGCCGGUGUCCUUUGUCCAGGCCCGCCUGACCUCUGGUGUUCUCCGGAUCCUUUUCAGCCCGAGACCUGACAGACGUGGUCAGUGAUGAACCCCUGUGCUGGAGUGGAAAGAACACCAUGGAGCAACAGGCUCAUAGGCAAGAGAUCAAAGCAUUAGUCACUUUCCCUCCACAACUAGCAUUUCAUCCAUGGGUGGGUCCUUUUACUUCUUAGCUCCUUGGGUUCUUUCCCUGGUAUUAGGGCAUACUGUUUAUCUGUGGGCAGAGGGUAGGCUACCAGAGACUUCUUGAGGUGUCUGCUAAUAUGCUGUAGCCUGGAAAUGCCUGUCCGAGUGUGGGUCAGGGAUAAACUGAGCUGGGGCCUGUGGGGAGGCUAGCGUGAGCAGGCUCCCUGGGCAUUUCUGGCAGACCCCAUCUCAAGCACCGAGUUAUUAAAAGACCACCUCGGCACCUUUAGAACGUUUCUACUCUGGAGAGAGAUGCAGAGGUUUGGCAGAGCUACGGAUGCAGCCAUCAGUCAUAGUCUUCCUCAGGCCUGCACAUGGGUGGAACGUUUUUGUUUUGGAACUGGAUUUUUCCUGUUGUGGAAAGGAUGUGGGGCACUUUGGUCACACAGGCAUCCUUUAUCAUGAAAGGAAGCAUCUAAAGAAACAUCACACUAGAAACCAUCAGACAAGCAGGGAAAGUAGAUCACUUUAGAACCAUGAUUCGAGGAAAAGAAGAUUGGAACAAUGAAUUUGCCACUUAGGUUUUCUAGUAGCAAAGGUCAAAAGGAUGGUCUUAUACAUAAUUCUCUUUUCUGAAAACAGAAACUUCAGUGACUGUCAUCUGCAGAAUCAGCCAUUUUUUGCAUGGAUCUCCUUGUAUCAAGGACACUGAGGAACACAGACAAUGUCUUAGUUGUGCCGGGGGUAGUGAACGGGGCCUUCAGGAACUUUCAGGUCAUGCUGUCUGUGCUCGUGGUCUGGGCCACUUCACUCCUCCCAACUGCCAGCAAUCGCCAGGCAGCCAACAGGAGUGGUUGCGGGUAUGUCUUGUGGAAUUUGAAAGGUGGGAGCCUUAACAAUAAAAUCAGCACUUAAUAA